AUGGCAUGGAGCGGCACUCACGAAAAGAACAAUGGGGUCGACACAGUCGAAGCCGACCCCGUUGACCACGUUGAAUACGAUAGCGGUGUGGUCAACCAACAGCCAGUCCCCUGCUACGAUGCUGCAGAGACACAGAAGGUCCUCCGCAAGAUUGACUGGAGGCUCCUCCCAAUACUGGCCCUGCUUUAUCUCCUUGCCUUCCUGGAUAGGGGGAACCUGGGGAAUGCAAAAGUGGCUGGAAUGGCAACCGAUCUGAACCUCACAGGGACCCAGUAUAACUUGGCGGCAACCAUGUUCUUCAUCCCUUAUGCCGUCUUCGAAAUUCCGAGCAACAUUGUGCUUAAGCUGCUUCGACCCUCCAUUUGGAUGACAUGCUUAGUGGUCUCUUGGGGCACGGUUGUUGUCUGCACUGGAAUCGUCCAAAACUACCACGGGCUGCUCGUUUGCCGCAUCCUCCUAGGAGUCACCGAGGCUGGUUUCUUCCCUGCGGCCACCUUUCUGGUCUCUGAAUGGUACUGCCGAUUCGAGGUCCAGACACGUAUGUCCGUGUUCUUCUCGGCGGCCUCGAUGGCUGGAGCCUUUUCUGGUCUGUUGGCAUUCGGUAUCCAGCAGAUGGACGGCGUUGCCGACCUUGCCGGCUGGCGGUGGAUCUUCAUCCUUGAAGGCAUUGUGACAGUGUUGAUGGGGUUCACAAUACCUUGGGUUCUGCCGGACUCACCCGAGCGUGCCCGUUGGUUGACCCCCGAAGAGAAGAGAUUCGUUCGAUAUCGUCUCGAACGCGACUCAGGCACCGAGAAGGGCCGAGUCGACACCAUGGACCAUUUCCACACCAAAUACCUGGUGGCCGCUCUCACAGAUUGGAAGAUUUGGUUUACCGUCUUUGUAUACUGGGGCAACACAAUCCCCGUGUACGCAUUCACCUUCACAGCGCCCACCAUCAUCAAAGACCUGGGAUACACUUCGGCUCAGGCUCAACUUCUCACCAUCCCGGUCUACUUUGCUGGGCUCGUUUCCACAAUCGGGUUCUCCUGGCUCGCUGACCGGCGUCGUUCUCGGUGGCCAUUUGUGGUGGUUCCAUAUGCGAUAUCUAUGGUUGGCUUCCUCGCACUGCUGGUCAUCCCUCACCCCAAAUUGCCUGGCUUGACAUACGCCUUCUUGUUCCCCAUUACAAUCGGCGUCUAUCCUGCAGUCAUCACGCUGGUGUCAUGGGUGGCCAAUAAUCUAGCACCCACUUCAAAGCGUGCUUGUGGUCUCGCUGUCAGUAUCAUGAUGGGAAAUUUUGGCGGUGCCAUUGGUUCCAACAUCUACCUCGUCCAAGAAGCCCCUCGUUAUUGGACCGGCUAUGGUGUGUCGACCGCGUGCUGCGUGCUUGCAAUUGCAUCAACCUUUGUCCUGAGGUGGGCCUACAAACGUGAGAACACGAAGAGAGACCAGAUAUCCGAGGAGGAGGUCAGGUCAAUGUAUACCGAAGAGAUGUUGUUGGAUAUGGGAGAUAAGUCGCCUCUGUACAGAUACGUGUACUGA
Messenger RNA from Fonsecaea nubica, 1524 nucleotides. RefSeq lists its product as hypothetical. Gene Ontology annotation, biological process: transmembrane transport. The record is from RefSeq and is a predicted model, not a curated record. Gene Ontology annotation, molecular function: transmembrane transporter activity. Gene Ontology annotation, cellular component: membrane. The transcript is spliced from 5 exons. NCBI's taxonomy places the organism in Eukaryota, Fungi, Ascomycota, Eurotiomycetes, Chaetothyriales, Herpotrichiellaceae. The coding region runs from base 1 to 1524 and encodes 507 amino acids.